Messenger RNA from Paramacrobiotus metropolitanus, 855 nucleotides. RefSeq lists its product as uncharacterized. The record is from RefSeq and is a predicted model, not a curated record. NCBI's taxonomy places the organism in Eukaryota, Metazoa, Tardigrada, Eutardigrada, Parachela, Macrobiotidae. The transcript has 2 exons. Bases 155 to 538 code for a protein of 127 amino acids.
UUAAAAUAUACAUGCACUUAUGUACCGUGUACUGGUGUACUGGGUUCCCGGAAAAGCAAAAGUACACUCGCUUUCACUUUGUACUGAACUGACAAUUUUACAGUUAAUUUGUCAGUAGCGUAUUUGGUUUAUUUCCACAACCUUUCCUGCAAGCAUGUAUUCCAUUCUGUUUCUGACCGUAUUCUUUGCAGUUCCCGGCAUCCAUGCCGCAUUUACCGUUAACCAGGACACCAGCGGCAAGAUGAGCCCCGACGUCUUCGACAAAGUCAACAGCGCCAGCGAAUCAGCGUGCACUAACCACGCCACCUCCGAAUCCAGUCUGUCCUUGAUGAGCGAACAGAUUGACAGCGAUCUGAAGAUCAGUUUGACAGAAAACAAGUACACCUGGGAGAUCACGGCUGAAACAAGUACAUCUGGCAACAUUCACAUGGUGGAUAACUCUUUGCGGUUCAAUCGACGGGCUGCUGGUCCCGAACAGCUUUAUGAGGCUGACUGCAGUGGACAGAAGAUCAGCGUCAAGGUGACAAAACUGGAAUAACCUGGUUCACAGCCGGCUCGGAAACGAAUGCAGAAAAGAAAAAUAAUUUUAUUUAUAUACAUCUGGUGAAAUCCAUGUCGUUAACCGUUACAGUUGAUAUUCGUACAAUACAAAUACCGCCUUAUGGUUUGUCAUUAAGUGAAUUUGUAUAAUGUGUACAAAUUACCAUUGUGCAUCGACGCUUGCUGGCGACUCGGCCAGCGUUAGUAACGUAUCUCGGUCCAGUUUGAUCGUUGGUGUAUUCUUACUUGUAAUUUUUGGCACAGUAAAGUUCCAGUUAGUCUGUUAUAAUUCGUCGUAUGGGGAUAUUUUACGGU